Bufo bufo (common toad) is the source of this 1099-nucleotide messenger RNA. RefSeq lists its product as uncharacterized. The record is from RefSeq and is a predicted model, not a curated record. The coding region runs from base 213 to 887 and encodes 224 amino acids. NCBI's taxonomy places the organism in Eukaryota, Metazoa, Chordata, Amphibia, Anura, Bufonidae. The transcript has 3 exons.
CAUAAAAUCAGCAAUAAAUUUACUAUAUCCCAAUUGCUUCAUGGCAAUCCUGGACUUAAGACCCCUAUUUUCAUGUCCCUAUUCAUCAGGACUAUCAGAAGUUCCUUCGGGUAGCAGUAGAACUAGGGGGAGUUAUCAGACAUCUGCAAUUUCAGGCCCUUCCCUUUGGACUGUCAAUAGCGCCAAGGGUGUUCACAAAGAUAAUCUCUGAAAUGGCAGCUCAUAUCAGGGAAAAGGAUAUUCUUUUGAUCCCUUAUCUAGACGACCUUUUGAUAGUUGGAGAAUCUGGGGAGGCCUGCAGGAAAGCGGUACAGGAGGUGUUGCAGAUUCUGGAAGAAAUGGGAUGGAUCCUGAACAGAGAGAAAUUGAGACCAGAGCCAUCACAAGAUCAGCUUUUUCUAGGAUUGCGGUUGGAUUCAAGGAUACAGAAGUGUUUCCUGACGGAAGAGAAGAUCUGGAAAUUAAGAGAAAAGAUACAAGAUCUAGCCCAGUACCCAAGAGAAACCUUAAGAAAAGAUAAGGAGCCUCCAUCUGACGGCAUGGAAUUUGACAGGUUUCUGCUAGCCAAGAAGGGUUUCUCGUCCAACUUAGGGAGAAGAAAAGGUCAUGCAGCAUCGAAGAAUACCUUGGCCAGAUGGAUUACUUCAGCAAUAUCAUUGGCUUACUCUUCCUCAGGGAAGUCUCCUCCAGAAUGCCUUAGAGCUCACUCUACUAGGGCUAUGUCCACUUCUUCGGCUGAGAGGGCUGCUGUAUCUAUAGAGGAUAUCUGUAAGGCGGCUGUCUGGUCUUCUCCGACCACCUUCUUUAAACAUUACCAUCUACAGUUAGACUCUUCUUCGGCUCUAACCUUUGCUACUAAGGUGCUUUCGACUGUCAACCCACCCUAAUGGUUCCUUGGUUCUCACUCUCGUGGUGCUGUCGUGAGUGAGGGGAAAAAUGAAGAUUACUCUUAGCAGUAAUUGGAUUUUCCUGAACCCACAACAGCACCCUUAUUUCCCUUCCCUAUUUUUUGGUGAUUGGUGUACGUGUGUGUGUGUAGCAAAAAAAAAAAAAAAAACAUUUUUGAGGACAUGAGUUGGCUGUAAUAAUUACGGGCGGA